This is a messenger RNA of Arthroderma uncinatum, 1077 nucleotides long. RefSeq names its product plasma membrane iron permease. Gene Ontology annotation, cellular component: plasma membrane; high-affinity iron permease complex. The transcript is spliced from 6 exons. The record is from RefSeq and is a predicted model, not a curated record. NCBI's taxonomy places the organism in Eukaryota, Fungi, Ascomycota, Eurotiomycetes, Onygenales, Arthrodermataceae. Gene Ontology annotation, molecular function: ferrous iron transmembrane transporter activity. Gene Ontology annotation, biological process: iron ion transmembrane transport. Bases 1 to 1077 code for a protein of 358 amino acids.
AUGGUGAAUGUAUUCUAUGUUCCAGUGUUUCGGGAGACACUGGAAACAAGCAUUGUGGUGUCAAUUCUUCUCGCGUUCUUGAAGAAUCAGCUUGGGCCCCAGGAAGAUGCUCAGGUAUACAGAAAAUUGAGGAAGCAGGUCUGGCUAGGCACUGCCUUGGGCGUAGCCAUCUGCGUUGUCAUCGGAUGCGCCUUGAUUGGCGUGUUUUAUUCACUCGGAAGAAACAAAUGGUCAAAAGCUGAAGCCCUGUGGGAAGGUGUUUUUGCCGUUGUCGCUUCUCUGAUUAUCACCUUAAUGGGCGCCGCCCUGCUUCGGAUUUCAAAGCUUCAGGCAAAGUGGCGUAUUAAGUUGACGAAAGUGUUAGAGGCAAAGACGGAGGAUCGAAGACGGGGGUCAUCGUGGGGGAGAUUCAAGAGAUGGUGUGAAAAAUAUGCUAUGUUCAUCCUGCCCUUCGUUACCGUCCUGCGCGAAGGGCUAGAGGCGGUUGUGUUUAUCGGAGGCGUAAGCUUGGGCGCAUCGGCUUCUUCGAUUCCAAUACCCACCAUAGCUGGGGUCAUUGCAGGCUCUGCAAUCGGAUACAUGAUCUACAAGGGCGGAAAUUUCGUUCCCAUCCAGAUAUUCCUCAUCAUAUCGACCUGCUUCUUAUAUUUGGUAGCGGGGGGACUGUUUUCUAGGGGUGUGGGGUUCUUCGAACAGUAUAAAUGGAACAUGAUAGUCGGCGGUGACGCAGCCGAAACAGGCGUUGGCCCCGGAUCAUACGACAUCCGGGAAAGCGUGUGGCACGUUAACUGCUGCAGCCCGCUGUUAAAUGGGGGCGGAGGAUGGGGUAUCUUCAACGCCCUUCUCGGCUGGACCAACUCGGCGUCUAUCGGUACGGUGUUGGCAUAUAACUUCUACUGGAUUGCGGUUAUCACUGGCUUCCUUCUUAUGAUAUAUUACGAAAGGAGAGGUCACUGGCCCUUCCAGAAACGAGAGAAGGCCUUGAGCGGCUUUUCAACGUCCGAUAAUCCCAGUUCUGAGCAACAGGUGGACGAGAAAGUGACUGGAGUAACCUCGGAGGAAAUCAGGGGUGUUUGA